AUGCCCUCCACGGACGCACUCGUUGACCACAGCCCCCCUUAUCCCGAUGGACUGCCUUCCCCCCGCACACCACUGCGUCACCGCCGACACGGCAUCUUUGACAUUGCGUUUGAGGAGCGCAAUUCUGAUCCGACCUUGGGGAUAUCCCACCUAAUAUUGGGAUGGUUACGCGGAACUCGCGGAAACGUCCCGUACGCGCGACGCCUAUGCGCUGAAAUAUUCUCUCUGGCUCCUUGGCCGCUCCUCACCUAUCUCGCAUGCAACAUAUGGCUCAGCGUUUCAUCCGCCCUGAACCUAUUUUUUCUGAGCCGUCUCCUCAACGUGCUCGAAGACAGCCUGUCUACCCCCGGGAUCCAACCCGAAAUGUUCCAGAUAAUUGCCGAAAUGUGGCUUUCCUUCGCUCUGAUAAGCGUUGGUGUAGAUCGUGUCUUCACUCAGUCAAGGGACCGGAUACGUAGCCAUUUGAGAGCUCAUUUUAUUCCCAAGCUCAUUGACGAGCAGCCGUUGCUUUUUCCCAUAUCAGGGAGCUUCGACAGCGAGGUCCCGGGAUGGAACUUUGUCCAUCACCUCACGCGUAAAAUGCGGAUAUGUCUGACACUUCUCUCUCAAGUUGUCGUGCUUCUCUAUGCUAUCUCGCACAAGCAGAGUCCUGAGAAGGAGCUUCUGAUGACUUUCUGUAUCGUGCAUCCUAUACUCAGAUGGCUAGCUCCAUCAAACGGCAUAGGCAGCGAAGGCUACGUUUUUUGGACGGAUUCGGCACCUUACAAACGUCUGAAGGCUCUCUAUGGGCUCGCUUUCUCUCCACAAUAUCGCGGAGAUCUAACUUUAGAUGGCGUGACUAGUGGCCUAGGAACAGAGUACAGGAAAACAUCGGGCAACCUCGGCAUUGUCACCGACUCAGAGCCUUAUCCGUGGGUCGGCGGACUUCUGCGAAGCUGGUACUGGGACUUUCUUAUCAAUCUCACACUUGAUCUCCCCUUGGCUGUUUAUGCCCUCACUCUACCGUCACGCAUGUCUGCGUCAUCAGUCACAUCGAUGGCCUUGCUUCAACAAGCGACCAACACCCUGGCUAUAAGUAUAGGCGAAUAUGGAAUGGACCCAUCCUCGCUAUCGGAGCUGUUCGCACAAGCCAAGUGGCUCUACGAUGGCAUCUCAUACGAGAGUACGACGAUCAACGGUCACAUGCCCUAUCCUACCGACAAGUCUAAAAAAAGUGGGAUGAGCAUCUCGUUCCGAAAUGUAUGCCUUGAAUAUCCGGGCAGCAUCUCUCCCGCGCUAGAUCGCGUCUCGUUUGAUGUUUCCGCUGGGCAGCUUGUCCUCGUCGUCGGCGCUAAUGGGAGCGGCAAGUCCUCGAUGCUCAAGCUCCUCGCGCGGCUGUUCGACCCAACUAUGGGCGAGAUCCUGAUCGAUGGUAACGCCGUAGACACAUACAACGUCGAACAACUCCGACGCACCAUGGUCUUCCUUUCCCAGUCUCCGGUCAUCUAUCCUGGGACGGUCCGAGACAACAUCUGCAUCGGCCUUCCGCACGCCCACAGACCAGGCAAGGGUAGCGCCCCUUUGGAUGGCGCUUGUAGGAAAGGAGGGUGCACUGACUUCGUUACGAAGCUUCCGAACGGAUAUGACACGCAGCUUGCGCCCACCUUCUCGUUCGAGAAUGACUUCUGCGAUGGAACUUAUGGCAUCGUCUCUGAGAGACUCCGUCAGGAACUGCAAACCCGACGAGGCAGGAGGGUAGACAUCUCCGGCGGCCAAAAGCAGCGACUAGCAGCCGCCCGUACAUUCAUGCGCAUGACAGACGACACACGCCUCGUGGUCGUAGAUGAAGCCACUUCCUCCCUGGACCCUGUCGCAGAGCGCGACCUUCUAGCGGAGUUCAGAGCCUCACGAAAUGGGAGAACGAUGAUCUUCGUCACGCAUCGCUUUCACCAUCUCGCCCGCGAAGCCGAUCAGAUUAUAUGUAUGCGAGAAGGUACUGUCGUUGAACGUGGAACCCACGAUGAGCUCAUAAAUCUUGACGGGGAAUACUCCAAGCUUUACGAUGCACAGUCAUAAUGUUAUCGCGACUUUUAAGCCUGUUGUUUUAUCUUUUUUGUGUAAAUUUCUCGCUGUCUCUCAUGUUCCUGUAUCUUAUUAUUGUUUUUCACUCUCGUCCAUUACUCGACUUGUCCUUGUACAUCGCAAAGC
Messenger RNA from Coniophora puteana RWD-64-598 SS2, 2187 nucleotides. Its product is annotated as P-loop containing nucleoside triphosphate hydrolase protein. Bases 1 to 2055 code for a protein of 684 amino acids. The record is from RefSeq and is a predicted model, not a curated record. Gene Ontology annotation, molecular function: ATP hydrolysis activity; ATPase-coupled transmembrane transporter activity; ATP binding. Gene Ontology annotation, cellular component: membrane. The transcript has 11 exons. Lineage: Eukaryota; Fungi; Basidiomycota; Agaricomycetes; Boletales; Coniophoraceae. Gene Ontology annotation, biological process: transmembrane transport.